Physcomitrium patens is the source of this 2001-nucleotide messenger RNA. RefSeq lists its product as uncharacterized. Lineage: Eukaryota; Viridiplantae; Streptophyta; Bryopsida; Funariales; Funariaceae. The record is from RefSeq and is a predicted model, not a curated record.
AGAGAACAUAUAAUCAUAUAGUCCACCACCACAGAUGCUUCUUCUUCUUCUUCUUCGUAGAUCCUCCACGCCAUCACCCUCGUCCUUCCUUCUUCACUUCCUCCACUCAUCCUUAUUUAUAUAUAUUCUAACUCUUACCUCUUCUCCUGCUCAUUUCGCUGUGAUAUUUUUAGUUUCUGUUACGAGGUUUUACACAGUUCCGAAUAGGGGGGAGGAGUUUCGCUGCUGUGACUACUAUUACCUGAGUUAAGCUCUUUUUUUUUUUUUUUUUUUUUUUUUUUUCCUGUAUGCGUUGAGUACAUGGGUACUCGCAAUUACGGGUGCGAUUGAGUGUUGAGUUGUGGAGGAGAUACUUCAUUGGAGUUGAGAGAUUGAGAUUGUUGUUGUUUCUCUGUUGAGCUUUUUCUUCUGGGGAUUUUAGAGAGGUGCGUUUAUCAGCGUUUGGCCGGUUUGUGAGUUUUUCUUUUUUCGUUUCGGAGGAAAUUGUGAAUCGGGGUAGUUGAGUAGUAUAGCUAUGGCGCCCCCCGCAGCAGUGUGCAGCGCGAUGGUCCAGAAGGAAUCUCAGGAGUCGAAGGCCGCGGUGGCUGGGAAGAAACGUAUGGCUCUUGACAGCUGGGUAUCACAGCCUACUACUCAGGAGGCAAUGCGCGCAAGCAGUAGUAGCUCCAAGUCUGAGAGUUCUUGUACCACGCAGAAGGGAGUGUCCCUCGAGAAAGCUCGGGCAUUGGAUGAAGCCUUGGCUGGGGAAGGCGAAGAAGCUUGUUUGCAGAUGUCUGCGUUUGUGACGCCAAAAUCGAGGAAGCAUAGAGUUCCUGUCGUGGAUAUCGACCAUUGCCCUCCGGCGCCGAAGAAGCCCCGCGCUGUAAGCCGAAUGCAAGUGGUCUGCGCACUCAAGUUUGAAAGCACCAAUUUCUUUCAAAAGCUGAAUGCUUCACCCAACUACCUUUCAUGAGCGCCUUUUCCAGGGGGAUUCUCGAAGUUCGCCUACUUCUUGUGGGUUUGCCGGAGCCUUUGAUGGAUUAACCUGACUGCGCCAUGUUCGAAGAAUCCAAACGCUAUGGCUCUUUUACGGGCUGCCUACUAAAUUGAAUAUCGAAAUUCCACUCUCGUUAAGAGGUUGGACUUGAGGAACCUGCUAACCUCUGUAAAGUAUGUUUCGAGGAGCUUGCUUGGUCCGUCUACGCUUUUCAUCUUGGGCUGAGUUUCUGACAGCGUCACACGGUGCCUUCCAGUUUGAAAAGUUGUACUCGGGCAGUUCUGCGUUCGCGUAUUGUUACACGGACUAUUGUUGAACUGCCACAAAUCAUGUCAACUUGACAAUCAAGGCAUACGAAACUUCAAUUUAUGUGAACAUAAAGUGAGAAGAAGCAGAGAAGUUGAUGGCGUAGAGCCCCAGAAUGGCAUUUGUGAUCAUUGCCAAAAAUGACCAAUGCAUUUCAUGCUUCCGGCGUGGUGAAUAUUAUACUAACAAGUUCGACUCCGUCUCUACAACGAGAAACUAAAAGGCGCGUUUUACUUGGAUACCGAAAUUGGUAUGCUCUUACAGUGGCGAGUCAGUUGUAGAAUAUAGAUCGUUAAAACAUCUUGCUGUUAACCGAAUAUACAGUAUACACGCUACCGCACUAUCGACCCACCACACGUCGGCAAUCUUUCGACUUCCUGGAACAGUUCGUCAUGGAAGCACAGACCUCUCGAUCGAUUCGAAUAUUAUGAGCAACUGUGCCUUGUUCAAUGCUUUGACAACAGUGACAAUGGUUGGCGUCUGGUAUCAACCACGUGAUUCCAGCAACUCCAGGUGGACUUUUGCUAGUUCUUAUGAUCAUAUACUAGAUUUGAAGCUAGUAUGGUGAUUAUGCCCCUACAGCAGUGAAUCGAUUCCUUUUUAUGAAGGUUUCUGAAGAGCUGAUACCACAGUAAAAUACAUCUUUUUUUCUUUUUCCUCUUUUCUUGCAUGUAAGUAGGAUUAUCAACAUUGAAUACAAGCAGUCUGGAUUCUCUACA